Molecule: messenger RNA, 1735 nt
Organism: Capsella rubella
Lineage: Eukaryota; Viridiplantae; Streptophyta; Magnoliopsida; Brassicales; Brassicaceae
Product: alpha-humulene/(-)-(E)-beta-caryophyllene synthase
Exons: 6
Coding region: 1-1677 (558 amino acids)
Biological process (GO): diterpenoid biosynthetic process
Molecular function (GO): terpene synthase activity; magnesium ion binding
Source: RefSeq, a predicted model, not a curated record
AUGGAGCUGAAAAAUCAUGUAUCCGUGGCCAGGAGUGAGGAGGUUAAACGGCCUUUAGCGGAUUUUCCCGUUAAUAUAUGGGAAGAUCCUUUGACAACUUUCUCGGUUCUCGAUCUGGAUAGUGAGAAAAACAAGGAGAAGCUGCUUUCACUCAAGGAAAAAGUGAUGGAAUCGUUCAUGGCUUCAAGACAAAAUCCUAUUGAGAACAUCAAACUCAUUGAUGCUCUUUGUCGCCUCGGUAUCUCCUAUCACUUUGAACGUGAAAUCUUCAUGCAGCUGGAGACGAUAUUUGGCUCUCAUGAUUUCAUGCAGAUGAUAAUAGACAACGAGUCCAGUUUAUACACUGUUGGUCUUGUCUUUCAAAUUUUUAGGCAGUUCGGCUAUAAAUUCACUACCGAUGUGUUUGAAAAGUUCAAGAACAAGGAUGGUAAGUUUGAGGAUUGUCUAGCCGAGGAUGCAAAAGGUGUGUUAUGCCUUUAUGAAGCUGCCCAUUGGAGCACCCAUGGCGAAGAUAUGCUUGACGAAGCUCUCACUUUCUCUAGGUCUAUUUUGGAAGAAAUUGCUUCUCGAUCUAGUGAUCCUCAUCAUCUCACAGUUCGCAUCAAGAAUGCCCUCAAGCAUGCAUAUCCUAGGGGUAUCUCAAGGAUAGAGACAAGACAAUAUAUCUCAUACUAUGAAAAAGAAGAUUCCCACGAUCAAACUUUGCUUGAAUUUGCUAAGGUAGAUUUUAAUCUACUUCAAGUGUUAUACCGCGAAGAGCUUGGCCAAGUCUUUAGGUGGUACAAUAAUCUAAACCUCGAAUCAAAAUUGCCGUAUGCAAGGAAUAGGACGGUUGAAAGCUACUUGUGGGCAGUUGGAGCACACUUUGAACCAUGUUAUUCGCAAGCAAGGAUUAUAUUUGCCAAACUAAUAAUUGUUUUGACACUAGUUGAUGAUACAUAUGAUGCUUAUGGCACGAUUCAAGAGCUUGAACCAUUUACAGAUGCGUUGUUACGGUGGAACCCUAGUGGUAUUGAAGGUCUCCCAGAGAGCAUGAAAUACAUUCACCGUGUUGUGUUAGAGUUCUUUGACAAACUCGAGAAGGACAUGGAGAAGGAAGGAAGGCCAGGAUAUGGCCUCUAUGCAAAACAAUCGAUGCAAGUAACGGCUAAGUCCUAUAUUCAAGAGGCAAAAUGGUUGAAUCAAGACUACGUGGCCACAUUUGACGAGUACAAAGAAAAUGGAGUUUACUCGGCGAGUUUUUUGGCAUUGUCAACAGUAUCCUUUCUAGGAAAAGUGGAUGAAGUCACACUUGAUGUGCUUGAAUGGUUAAACACUUUCCCACCACUUCUAGUGUCUUCGUCGUUGAUAGGCCGCUUUUGUAAUGACAUUGCAAGCUGCGAGUUUGAGCAUAAAAGAAAGCAUAUAGUGACAUCCAUUGAUUGUUAUAUGAAACAAUAUGGUGUUUCAUGGGAGAAAGCCACAGAAGAAAUCAAAGUCAUGGCAUCUGACUCAUGGAAGACUCUUAACCAAGAACUGAUGAUGAAGCCUCACCAGUUUCCUUUCUCUGUCGUCAUGCGAUUUCUAAACCUCUCGAGGGUCAUGGAGGUUUUCUACAAGAAGACUGACAUAUUCACGCAACCUGAGUUGAUGAAAGAUUAUGUGGUUUCUUUGUUCCUCAACAAAAUACCCAUAUGAUCAGAAGUACUAUACGACAUCUACAAGUGUUCUUUUUUUUUUACUUUCUCGGUUUUAU